AUGUCUUUCUAUCCAGGCUCUGGCGGCUACGGUGCGCAACAACACGGUGGUUAUGGUUACCCUCCUCAGUCACACUCACCACAGCCAUAUCCUGCCCAGGGCUAUCCUCAAGGCUAUCCUCCUCAGUCACAUUCUCCUCAGCCAUAUCCUGCUCAAGGUUACGGAGCUCCUGGUGGUUACGGUCAACCCCCGCCACAGGUGGCCCCUUACGGCUACAACAAUCCUCCUCCACCACAGCAAGGCGGAUAUGGCGGGUAUGGAUCUCCUCCUCCUCAGCCAGACGGCUAUCCAGGUAUGUUUGCUUCAUGUCCGAAGGUGAAGCCACAUCGCUUACCUUGUGCAGGUCCUCGACCGGGCAUGCCUUCUUAUGCCAACAACUCUUACUCGCAAGGCAACCACCAAGCCCCUCCUCCACCUCCUACGGCACCGCAACAGUUUGGUCACGGAGCCCCUCCUGGCUAUAGCUUCCAGUACUCCAACUGCACCGGAAAACGCAAGGCGCUGCUGAUAGGCAUCAAUUACUUUGGUCAGAGAGGCCAACUCCGAGGAUGCAUCAACGAUGUCAAGAACAUGUCCACCUAUUUGAAUCAGAACUUUGGCUAUGCCAGAGAAGACAUGGUCAUCUUAACUGAUGAUCAGCAGAACCCAAUGUCACAGCCUACCAAAGCCAACAUACUCCGAGCCAUGCACUGGUUGGUGAAGGACGCUCGGCCCAACGACUCGUUGUUUUUUCACUACAGCGGCCAUGGCGGCCAGACACCCGACCUGGACGGAGAUGAAGAGGACGGCUAUGACGAGGUGAUCUAUCCCGUGGAUUUCCGGACGGCAGGUCAUAUCGUCGACGACGAAAUGCAUCGUAUCAUGGUCAAACCCUUACAGCCCGGUGUCCGACUCACCGCCAUUUUUGACUCGUGUCAUUCCGGGUCCGCCCUCGAUCUUCCAUAUAUCUAUUCGACCCAAGGAGUCCUCAAAGAACCCAACCUGGCCAAGGAAGCAGGUCAAGGCCUUUUGUCGAUUGUUUCAUCAUAUGCUCGUGGUGAUUUGAGCGGGAUGGCCUCGUCGGCGAUGGGGUUAUUCAAGAGGGCUGCCAAUGGAAAUGCCACGUACGAACGAAACAAGCAGACCAAGACCAGCCCUGCCGACGUGAUCAUGUGGUCUGGCAGCAAAGACGAACAGACCAGCCAGGAUGCCAACAUUGGAGGCGAAGCCACGGGAGCCAUGAGUUGGGCUUUUGUGACGGCGCUGAAGAAGAAUCCGCACCAGAGCUAUGUGCAACUGUUAAACAGCAUCCGAGACGAACUGGCUACAAAAUAUACGCAGAAGCCCCAGCUGAGUUGUUCACACCCACUGAACACCGACCUACUCUAUGUGAUGUAA
Cladophialophora psammophila CBS 110553 is the source of this 1377-nucleotide messenger RNA. RefSeq names its product metacaspase-1A. The transcript is spliced from 2 exons. NCBI's taxonomy places the organism in Eukaryota, Fungi, Ascomycota, Eurotiomycetes, Chaetothyriales, Herpotrichiellaceae. The record is from RefSeq and is a predicted model, not a curated record. Bases 1 to 1377 code for a protein of 458 amino acids. Gene Ontology annotation, biological process: proteolysis. Gene Ontology annotation, molecular function: cysteine-type endopeptidase activity.